Molecule: messenger RNA, 1635 nt
Organism: Darwinula stevensoni
Lineage: Eukaryota; Metazoa; Arthropoda; Ostracoda; Podocopida; Darwinulidae
Source: the annotation of a GenBank genome assembly
AUGGAGGAGGACGAGGGUUUGAAAGAGGAGGACGAGGUGGUUUUAGAGGUCGGGGAAGAGGAGGAUUUGAUCAUGGAAGAGACCAUUAUGAUAGUGGUGGAGCAGACUAUGACAAUGAAAGAGAAAGAUCAGGAGGCCCUCCAGUGCGGGAUAGAAGCCCUCUCAGAGGAGGAAAGGGGUCAUUUGAGGUUCAUGUGGGAAACCUCACUGCUGAUGUUCCCCGUGAAGCUCUUGAGGAAAGAUUCACCAAGUGUCACAAUAUUCAGAAAUUUUGCUUAUGUGACCUUCAACAAUGAGAAGAGUGCAUUUGAUGCUGUGGCACAAGAGGAAGGGAAUUUCUUCAUGGGGCGAAAAAUUGAGGUCCGCAUGGCAAAAGACCCUGUUGGUAGAGAAAGAGAUUAUGGACAGAGGGAUGGCAGUGGAUAUCAAGACGAUGGUCGGUGGGGACCACCUGGUGACAAAGGAUUUGGUCGUACUUCCUUUGAGGAUGACUAUGGAAGAGGCAGACGUUCUCCUCCAAGAUUUGAUUCAAGACCUCAAUAUGGGAGGCAUGAGGAACCAAAUACAUAUGAGAGGGAUACCAGAGAUCCUUAUAGUGGAGGUACUGAUAGAGGCCCUUCUUCACGGGACUCCUAUCCAGUCCGAGAAGCCCCUCCUCUUCCUCCGCAGCGGAUUGAUUGUGAGAUCAUUGUCAUCCAUAAGGACCAAAGAUUUUAUGCUGAGAUGGUUGAGCGCCGUUUAAAGUCCCUUGGUCUCAUUGUGGACCUUUUGUUCCCUCGGGAGAAUGCCCCCAUUCCAGCUAUUCUUGCUGAUAUUGCUACCCGUGGGACUUUGUACGCAGCUGUUGUGACUCCAGACAAUGAAAGGCAUCAGUCCAUCACCAUAAAGAUUCUACAUGGCAAGACCCAAGAGCACAGGAACAUGCCCCUGGAUGAUGCUAUAAAACUGGUUGGGCGAAAUUUUGAUGACUUCACAAGCACAUCUCGGGUAUUUGGAAGACAGCCAAUCCCAGAUCGAGUUCGAAUGAGCCUUCGGUUGCUCCUUGAUGAGCGACCUCUCACACUCGUCGAAUAUGAGGAUCUAAUUGAGUUCCUCAAAGAACGGAAGAGGCUCAUCUUUCCUACAUCAACUGCUCCUGUUGAUGAGAUGAAACAUGAUGAAGGAUAUCCCUUCCACCUUGCAGUCAUUGGAGUGCCAAAUCCUAAAGAAGACUUGAAGCAGCGAAUUAUAAGCAUGCUUCAUGAGCAGAAGAUGGCAUCUAAAGGUGAUUACACAGAUGCAGCUGCUAAACCAGGAAUGGUAGCAGCUGCUGCUCCUCCCAAUCCUAUGCAAAUGGGAGGUCUUGCUGUGGCAAACUGGCAAACUCAGGUUGGAGGAGCCUCAGCCACAGUUCCAGCAAGUGGAAAUCCAACAACCAUCAACUUUUCAAAUCCCACUGUCCAGAAGGCUCUUGAAAGCCUCAUGCAGAGUGGAUCACUAUUCAAGAAUAUUGCUGGCCAGUCUGGGAUGGCUCCAGGAGUCAAUGCACAGCCUCAAGGGAAUACCAUGAAUCAGAACCCACAUAUGGGUAUCUACAGCACUGGAAAUGCAUGGAAUCCUAGCAAUCCUGGAAACUUUGGACCUUUCAUGAAGUGA